AGGAAGCCUCAGAGCAUAGAAAGAAAAAGACUGCAUUUCCUGAACUUCCUUAAACCCCCCUAAGCUGUCAGAAAUAGGACUUACUAUAGGAGAGAAUUCCUUAGUCAGCAGUACAAAUGUUGACUUCCCUGUUUGGCCAACACUUCGACAUCAAUUUUAGUGGUCGCCUUUUUUUAAGAUGAUGUGGGUGUAGACAACACUGGAUGUCUUUGGCUUGCAAAGUGGACCAAACUUAUUAAAAGCAGAGAGCUAAGGGAAUGACCAACUCGACUGAAGUUUUUAGCCAACACAACACACACCUGGAACAUGAUACUGGAAAUAUUUAUCAUCUUGAACAAUUAAGAACACUUAAAAUUAGUGCAGAUAAAAUCCAUAUGUACAUUUUCUUUCUAGGGCCAGAAUUAGACGAAAAUAAAGAGUAGAGUCAUUGAUUGAUCUCUAUUUUCAAUAUGACAGAGAACCUAUAUGCGAUUAAUGACCUAACUAAUGGCAGUAACAGUUUAACUGUUGCAAGACCUUGUUAUCCUAUACAUAAUACAACCUCUUUACAACCAUCACCAAUGUCUCCACAUGUUAACCAAAAGUAUAUGCCAUCCCCUACCACUCCACAAAAUGAACUUUCGCCAUUACUACAUGACGAAGGACCUUGGGAGCAUAAUCAACUUGAGAAAUCUGCACCUUCCAUGUUAAAUGAGACUAUGAAUGCUCAUGCUGUUUUUCCCUUUAGCAUUGGUGAAACUUUACAUGGACUGGAUUCCUUUUCCAAGGCCUUUUCUUUAAAAAACACAAAUACUGUUUUUAAUAACUGUGUAGGUGAAAAGAAUUCAGAAGACAAUCAUGUGUCAGAGAUGUUACUGUCACCACAGAGAGGAAUGCCUUCAGCUGGCUCAGCUAGAGAGCCCUUUAGUCCUGUAACCAUGCAGAGUCAGUCACAGCAGUGCCAUAAUCAGCUAAUUCCUCAUCCCAUUGAUAAUCAAAGUAUUACUCAUAAUCCCUACCAAAGCCACCAGCAAUAUUAUGGAUAUCAACAGCACAAACCACAGCUGAGGGAGAACAAUUCAAUGCCGAUGUACAAGGCACCUUUGUCUCAGAGCCAGUAUCUCCUCCAGCAGCAAGGAAAUCAAAUCCACCAGCAGCAGUUUUCAUCUUAUUCAUUAUCCCAACAAAAGCAGGAAAUGCGACUGGAUGUUCAGGAGGGCCACAAGUCUGUUGGAUCACCAACCGAUAGCUACACUGAGGACUAUAAAGCGUCUGAACAAACAGUUUUCCAGUCAAGUCUACACACUUCCCAUUACCCAGGGUCACAGAGUUUUCUUACACCUUCCAACCAAUGUGAUCUCUAUUUGCACCAGCAGGCUAAUGAGCCAUCACAAUCAUUCACUUUGAAGCAAAAUACUUCUUUUGACAAUCACUUAGGAUCAGUUGAACUUAUGCCAGGAUUUUCCAAUCAAAAGGAACAGGUUUAUAUGGAUUUAAACUACCACCACAAACAGGAAGAUUUCUAUAACUCUCAUUAUCAAAGUGUGGGGUCAGGGGGCAAUCAACCUGCCCAGUCACAAGCUCUGAGAGGAGGAAUACUUCAUCAUCUUAACUCUUACAGGCCACCAUGUGGACAGAUGCGCUCAUCAGAUUUUCAAGAGGACCAAAAUCUGCCCUACUACAGGAUGGAAGCACCUAGGACUGAAGGGGCAAAAACAAAGCUGAAAUGCAUUUUAUGUCACCGGGAGUUUAAGAGCUUGCCAGCUCUUAAUGGCCACAUGCGUUCCCAUGGAGGAUUCAGGACGUGUCCUUCAGCACUCAAAACUACUGAUGAACAAAUUCAGCUAUCUAAAGAUCCAAAUGACCCUAUGGUGCUCCCUGUGUCUGUUCCUGUAAAGGAUUACUCAGUUCCCUCCAGGCAUCCGAGUAACUUUCAGAAACAUCUAAGACAUAAUGAUAUGAAUGACUCAGAUGAAAGUCAUACACAGCGACAAAACAUUCUCACUUCACGUGCAAAGAGUUCAGCAGGAGUUGGAGAAUGUACAGUGAAGCAAGAGAAAAAGAGAUAUCGCCAUUGCCUGGUGCCACUUGUAAUUUCCUCAUGUGGCGAAGGAGUUGAGUCCAGAGGGCCGGUGCUUUUCCAGAGCCAGCUGCGUUCACCAGGCAGCUGUGGGGAUGGCAUCCCAUACACUCCCCCACCGAUGCUCAGCCCUGUACGUCCAGGCUCUGGACUUUUCAAUAGCGUUAAUGCAGGGUUCCCAUGCACAGGAGAACAGAUGGUUCCACGGGUUCGCUUGUGCAAGGACAAUGAAAAACGUGACUGCAAUAUGACAUCAGAUUCAGGAGAUAAAUCAAGUAACGUUAAACCGCGGAUCAACAUUGGUCCCGAUUUUCAAGCAGACAUUCCAGAUAUUCAGCGUCGUUCUAAAGUGGCAGAGGACAUCCAUAAGGCUAAUCUUUUGUGGACACCCUGCUAUUUGGAUACCCCUGAAAAGCAACAGAGAGUUGAUAAUCUCCUGAAGAUGGCAUGUUCCAGUGUGCUUCCUGGAGGAGGAACAAACACAGAAUACACCCUUCAUUGUCUUUUUGAGUGUAGUGGCGAUGUCAUGACUACCCUGGAGAAACUCCUCUCAUUGACAGCACUUAAACAUGUAUCCAGCCUUCACACAAAUUACCAUUAUGCUGGAUCGGAUAAAUGGACCCUGCAAGAAAAGAGACAACUGAACAAGGGCCUAUUAAUUCACAACAAAGAUUUUCACCUAAUUCAGAAAAUGGUGAAGACAAAGUCAGUAGCUCAGUGUGUCGAGUAUUACUACACAUGGAAGGAGAAACUUCGACUUGGCAAGAGAUUUAGCACAGGUCCGGUAACUCCAGGCCAAACGAAAGAGAAUAGGGGGCAUUUGAAGGAGGGCAACACCAGACAACCUGCAAAUGAAACAAAGAGCAAAACUGGAGUGACAGAAUGUUCUGAAUUGUCUGACAAUGUCGGUGCUGCAUUUGUUUGUGAAGUACCCAGAUCUGGUCUUAUGUUUAAUGGAAAUGAAUGGAACCAAAGUAAUAUAGGUGGGAUGUGUAAUUCUCCGGCUGAAUAUAACAGACCCAAAUCGGCUCAGAACUUUGCUCUCGGCUCAGUUAAAAGCUCACCAUCAAACAGUUCAACAAGUGGAGACACUGAAUCAAAUCUUAUCUUCCCCUGCACUGAAUGUGGAAAAGUGUUUCUUAAGGUGAAAAGUCGCAAUGCUCACAUGAAGACACAUCGGCAAACGGAUGAUACACAGCUUUGGCAGCUUCAUAGCCUUGCCGAACAGGAAAACAAUAUAGUGACACCUGCCAGCCCAACUGUUGGACUACUUCAGCUACCCCUAACUCCUCAUUCUAUCUCUUGUAGCAAUAAUGGAGACAUGAACCAAUAAACUUUUAUGAUGCAAAAACACUGCAACAAGCAGACUGCUCUUAAAGAGUCAUGUGUUAACCUCUGCACAACUGGACCAAACUAAGUGGACUGAUCUUUAAUAAGUUGAAUAUCAAAAUUCAUACCAUGGCUCAGAGACUUUCUAAAAAAAUGAAACAAAUGUUAAUAAGGUUUAUUAAUAGUGCGAUACCAUUUGUUGGUAUAAACAAUCAUUUUAGUUUUCAGGAUGUAUUUGUUAACCUAAAAAGAUUGUACUGUAGAUAAAACUGGGCCAACUGUCAAAAUGUAAUUUUACUCAGACUAAUGAUGUGUCAGGUCCUUCUGUGUAUAACAUGUGUUUUGUUACCAAACCCACUGUACAAACAAAGCAAUACAUUUUUAUAUUUUUUUCUGAAACAGUUUCUUGUUUUUUUUUUAUGUGCAUCCAUCUUAUAAUGAAAAAUCUGGCCACCAGGUUACCUUAAAUACUGUGCUGAAAAUGGUACAUGACCCAAAUAAUAUGUGGUCUGAGGUGGUCCUGUGGUAGUCCCUUUCCUAUAACAGACAAGAUAGAGAUGGAUUAGCAUCAUUAUUUAUAUGCCUUCCUGGCAAAAUGGCCAGUGCAAGUAAAUACAUUUAUUUAUCUUUAUUAACUGCUUUAUAGUCAUGGUUGCAAUGGAUGAUUAAUAUACUGUACCCUGAAUUUAUCAUAAUUAGCUUACCAGCAUACUUUUGCGAGGUACAAAAUUAGUAUGAAACUGUAAAGACUGUAAGAACAAAUGAAACUCCACCCACUGCAUACCCUAUUUAAUUAAGUGGAUAAAAAGUAUUGAUAAAUACUUUGCCAAAGAGACAAUACCUGCACAGCGGACAAAGUUCAAACUUUUUAGUAUUAUUAUUCAUUGAUUAUUAUUUAAUUAUUUUUUUAAUUACUAUUAUUAGUAUGAUACCUACUGUCACUUUAAUGUGAAAUAAUGCAGUCAUUCUAAUAUACUGUAGGUAGAUAUUUGUGUGCUGACACAUAUAUAUCUAUCAUUCUUUGCCUUCCUUCACGGGUGGUUUAAAAUGAAAAGUGCAAUGUCCAAAUAAAGACAGUUUCAUUGUGUUGGCAGCUUUAUAGCCUUUCUGAACAGGAAAACCAGACUGUGAUGACUGCUAGCCCU
This is a messenger RNA of Clarias gariepinus (North African catfish), 4533 nucleotides long. RefSeq names its product transcriptional-regulating factor 1. The record is from RefSeq and is a predicted model, not a curated record. The transcript has 15 exons. Gene Ontology annotation, biological process: negative regulation of DNA-templated transcription; regulation of transcription by RNA polymerase II. Gene Ontology annotation, molecular function: transcription corepressor activity. Bases 450 to 3392 code for a protein of 980 amino acids. Gene Ontology annotation, cellular component: histone deacetylase complex; transcription regulator complex. NCBI's taxonomy places the organism in Eukaryota, Metazoa, Chordata, Actinopteri, Siluriformes, Clariidae.